Messenger RNA from Lodderomyces parapsilosis, 1551 nucleotides. RefSeq lists its product as uncharacterized. The record is from RefSeq and is a predicted model, not a curated record. The transcript has a single exon. Lineage: Eukaryota; Fungi; Ascomycota; Pichiomycetes; Serinales; Debaryomycetaceae. Bases 1 to 1551 code for a protein of 516 amino acids. Gene Ontology annotation, molecular function: phosphatase activity.
AUGUUGGUCUCCCCUGAGAACUUUGGUAUCGUUGAACCGAAUGUUUAUCGCUGCUCCAAGCUAGAGGUUGAAAAUUUCCAAUUUUUGGAAACACUCAAUCUCAAGUCGAUCAUCCUUUUGGAUGCCGAAAACCCACCACGUUCAUUAUCGAAAUUCCUUGACGAAAACAAGAUUGAUCUUUAUAGUUUGGGGGACUUGAAAAUAUCCAAUCAUCAACACACGGGGAUGUCGUCCAAAACUGACCUUGACGAUUUCACUAUAGAGAAUGACGAAUUGACUUCGAAUACAUCAACUAGGUCCUCGACGUCAGCAUCCACUCAACAGCAGCAGCAACAAGAUCAUUCACUGCAAUCGCAGCAAACUUAUGUCGAUCCACUUACACCAAUGCCAAUAAUUUCCCGAAAUAGUAGAGAUCAGUGGAUGUUGAUUGAGAAAAAUAUUAUUAUCAAAUCAUUUGAAAUUAUCCUUAAUAACAAACGACAUCCGAUACUUGUUGUUGAUUCCACGGCGACACUUAUUGGAAUCUUGAGAAAGAUACAGAAAUGGAAUUUCAAUUCCAUUUUGAAUGAAUAUAGAAUAUUCAAUGGCACGAGCACAAAGAACAAUUAUUUUGCAGAGACGUUUUUGGAGUUGAUUAGUAUUGAGUUGAUACCGUAUGAGAAUCGCAAAAAGAGUCCAUUUGGAAGUAGACGUAAUUCAAUGAGGCAGAAGUCGCUGAGUCAAAGUCAGGUACAGCAAAUGUUUAAAACACCGGCUGGAGAUGAAUGUACGAUGAUAGAUCAAAGCCAAAAGGGGCUAGAGGCAUGUCCAAGUACUGGAGACAACAUCGUUGCAGAAAACACCGGUGUACUCAUUGAUGGAGACGAAGAUGAUUUAGAAGUAGACGGUGCUGAUGAAGGUGAAGACGACUCGGAUGACGGCUACAGUACAGAUGACAUGGACGAUAUGGACGAUGAUCUCCUUUCGGCAUCACCACAAAUACCAGAAAAUUUGUUGAAAUUUGUUGAGCAGAGGAAGCAGGAUAAGCAUCAAUUUCCUUCGAGUGGCAGAAACUCUAUUGAUAACAAAUCAGAUACAGAAUCAGUGUCAAAUUCUCCCAAGCUAAUGCGAAUACCAAUUCAACACUCGAGAAGCAAUAGUGGUUCCAACAGUCGCAACAAUAGUUUUACAAAUGCCGACUCUUAUUUGAGUACAGUGCGAGGUAUGGACCGUCGAAAAUCAUCGGGCGACAUCAUGAAGAAUAUAAAGUUUCGCAACCCACAACAACAAUUUCCUCAUAGAGCCUCAUUGGAAAGUUCUUCUCCUGGAUUUAAAAGACGCGAUAUGAGGCGUGGCUCUGGAUCGUUUUACAUGAACGACGAUGUCACUAAUAACCAAAAGCCAGUGGAAUUCAUGUACUAUAAGAAUUUAAACAAAUAUGAUGUCAAAUUCGAGAAUGUGAGAAUAAUCAAGUUCAAAUUACCUGCAGAGCACAGACUCCCUGAAUGGUUCAUCAAGCAACGUGAUAUAUGGGAGAAAAAUUACAAGCUGCUAAAUAAUGAAACCUUAUAG